CAAGUCAUCUCACGAAACACAUCAUGAUCUGGCAACCCGUCACAUUUCCUCCUUAUUGAAGCUAAAGCUACCCAUCACUGCUGGAAAGAUCACCUGAUCCAUCUGAUCGCCACGCAAAUAACCGAGCGAAAGGGUUUUAUAAAACAUCUUAGGGGUCUGACCGAGGAGGGAAGACGCACUCAGGAUGGUCACCAUUCCGGAGUACUACGAAGGAAAAAAUGUUCUUAUCACAGGGGCCACCGGAUUCAUGGGAAAGGUUCUUCUGGAGAAGCUGCUACGCUCCUGUCCCGGUGUCAAAGCUGCCUAUGUGCUUGUCCGACCCAAAGCAGGACAGGCUUCAGACGUCCGUGUCACCGAAAUGAUAAACUGCAAGCUUUUCGACAAGCUGCGAGAGGAGCAGCCUGACUUUGCGGAAAAGAUUGUGCCGAUAAACAGCGACCUGACCCUGCCGGAUCUAGAUUUGAGUGCAGAAGACGAAGAGACCCUCAAAGGCUGCAUUAACAUCGUCUUUCAUUGUGCUGCUACCAUCCGCUUCAAUGAGCCUCUGAAAGAUGCCAUGCAGUUAAAUGUGUUGGCCACACAGAAGAUGGUGAACCUGGCCCAUAAAAUGAAGCAUUUGGAGGUGUUUAUUCACGUGUCCACUGCCUACGCCAACUGCGACAGAGAGCUCAUCGAAGAGGUGGUAUAUCCACCACCUGUCGACUACAGAAAGCUCAUAGACACACUUGAGUGGAUGGAUGACAAACUUGUCUCUUUAAUGACACCGAAACUGUUGGGUGAGCGGCCCAACACGUACACGUACACGAAAGCCUUGGCUGAAUACCUUGUCCAGCAGGAGUGUGGAAACCUCAACGUUGUCAUCAUCAGGCCUUCAAUAGUAGGAGCCAGCUGGAAAGAACCGUUCCCUGGUUGGAUUGAUAAUUUCAACGGGCCCAGUGGUAUAUUCAUAGCUGCAGGGAAGGGAAUUCUACGGACAAUGAGGGCUUCGAAUAACGCCGUCGCUGACCUCGUGCCAGUGGAUGUAGUCAUCAACACCACUUUGGCUGCCGCAUGGUAUUCCGGAUCCCAAAGGCAUUCCAGGCCAAGAAGCAUGUUGGUGUACAACUGCACGACAGGCGGGAUCAACCCAUUCCACUGGGGUGAAGUCGAGUACCAUGUUAUAUCUACUUUCAAGAGGAACCCCCUUGAACAGGCUUUCAGGCGACCCAAUGUAAAUCUCACAACCAAUCACCUUAUCAAUCAAUACUGGAUUGCUGUAAGCCACAAGGCACCAGCUUUCCUAUACGAUCUCUUCCUCAGGAUAUCAGGAAGAGAACCCAGGAUGAUGAAGACCAUCACACGUUUGCACAAGGCCAUGAUGGUACUGGAGUACUUCACCAGCCACUCGUGGGUGUGGUGCACUGACAACGUCACCAUGCUUAUGAACCAGAUGGGCGUCGAGGACAAGAAGGUAUUUAACAUAGACGUUAGACAGCUGCACUGGGCUGAAUACAUGGAGAAUUAUUGCAUGGGCACUAAGAAGUAUGUACUCAACGAAGAGCUCUCUGGACUUCCAGCGGCACGCAAACACUUGAACAAGCUGAGAAACAUUCGCUACACGUUCAACACCGUCUUGGUCGUUUUGAUCUGGCGCGUCUUCAUCGCCCGUUCGCAGAUGGCCAGGAACAUCUGGUACUUUGUCGUCAGCUUGUGCUUCAAGUUCCUCUCUUAUUUCAGAGCCUCCAGCACCAUGAGAUACUGAUCCCCCCGUGCUCUUCCCUCUCUCCCGACGGCUAUGCACACACUUCUGCUUCGAUACACUCCGUGGUGCCUGCAGGGUCCAGCAUACGAGCGUAGUAUCAGCUAUCUUCCCCUCCUGCGCAAGUGCGCCCUUUGCAUAAAAGAAUUCGACUGCAUGAAUUUUGAGGGCUUGAGGUCUGCAAAAUGAGAGCGAGAGCGUUCUUGCCGAGCGUGUUUGAGCACUUACCCUACCUGUUCCGCCUCCUAAACACAAGCAGGUCGUGGGCGUCUCUUUUUGUAAUGGUUUACAUACUCAUACUCGUCCUGUGCAUUGCUUGCUGAUGGCAGUGACCCCUUUCCAACUGUAAUCAAUGAAGCACAAGGAGGAAAAAUCGAGUGACGGUUUGAUCUCAGCUCUGUGCCUACAAAUCAGAAAUUAUUUGAUCUUGUUUAUCAUGUGCCCAGUGUCUAUGUUAGGUCAGUCCUGUUUUAUAUUAAUGUCUCGUUGCACUGAUAUCUCUCACUCUUUUUGAGAUUAAAGCAAUGAUUGAUGUUUAACCACAUAAGCAUCUUGAGCCGCUGGUUUGUCCACACAUUGGCUUAUUUAGGUAACAAUGUAUCUAUGUCAACUAUGUUAAGUUGCCCUUUCCUUAUGCAUUUAUUUGUAUUAUUUGACUUCAUUUAUAAAAACAAUCAGUUUCUUUGAAUAGUGAAUCAGAUUAUGGCAUUUAUGGUUUAUAGAAAUGUUGAAAACUACACCUCAGUUUGUCCACCUCCUUAACCUGUUGCCUUUAACAAAUAUUGGGCAUUAUUCACAAGCAGGUGAUUUUUUUUUUUAAAGCAACCGUUGCAUAAAUAAGGCCCAAUGUUUGUUUCUUUCCACAUAUUAAUGUGCAGGUAAUAGUUAAUGUACAUAAAUGAUUUUUACAGUAAUUACUGCAAAUAUGCCAGCUUUCAAAAUUUGCAGCUGUGUAUAGGCUUUAUUUCUUUGUUUAUUUAUUGAAUAUUAACAUUCAAUAGAGUCUAUGACUGUGGAGGGUUCAAAUUCAUUUUACCAGGAUUCAGUGUUCAAAUAGUUUCUUCUCAUCUAUUUUGUGAACCAUGCCUGAAUGUUGACGAAGAGCUGAUGGAUGAGUGUUUUCUAAAACUGUAGAUCUAUUUAGAUAUAGAGCACUGUAAUUUAAUAUCGUACGUUACAAAGUAUUUUCCAUGUUUGAAAUAAUAAAUAGGAAAGUGAUUUAUUAAGCAGAGAAUGGUGGGUAAAAUUAAGAGGCGUGCUUCUAAUCACAAUAAAUGCUAUUUUACAGUUCAUUUACUUUGAGGUCAUGAUUAGUUUGUCAUUGGUUUAACUCUUUGCACUGCUUAACAAUCAAAUUGGGAAGUUUGCCGGAUAUUAUUACUAACUGUGUGGAUAAUACAUUAAUCUUUUUUAUUAAGGGGUUAAAGAAUUUAUGGGCCCCUGCCUUCAUUUUAGCACUUCUAUCAGGAUCCAUAUUUUUAUGUGGGAAUUUGACUGGAAUAUAAAAAGUGGGGUAAAAUAAAAUCGAAUAUUCAGAAUGAAGCCAUGGUCAAAUCUUUUUCUGUUUCUUUAUGAUGGAUAAUAACGGUAUAACAAUCAUUAGUCUUACGAUUUUUUUUCUAAUCAUUAGAUCAGAUAAAAGUCUGAGAACAUUACAACAGUAUUUAAGAAAACAAGUGCAGUUUGUUUCCAUGUACCCGUUUUGUCUGCCUUAUACAUUGUUUUUGUUGGGUUAAUAUAGUGUACUAUUCAAAGAAACCCCUCUACAUUGUCAUGUCUGGGUUUUUUUUGAGAGGGAGAGAGAGAGAGAGAGAGAGAAAGAGAGAGAGAAUUGUAAUUCACCACUUUUCAGUGUCACAGGGGAUAACAAUAAUCAAUGGGUGCCUUUCAUUUGUAAACCAAAAGAAAUAAAGAAUAACCUAUGUGAA
Messenger RNA from Paramisgurnus dabryanus, 3666 nucleotides. RefSeq names its product fatty acyl CoA reductase 1 (gene far1). The record is from RefSeq and is a predicted model, not a curated record. Lineage: Eukaryota; Metazoa; Chordata; Actinopteri; Cypriniformes; Cobitidae. Gene Ontology annotation, molecular function: alcohol-forming very long-chain fatty acyl-CoA reductase (NADP+) activity. Gene Ontology annotation, cellular component: peroxisome. Gene Ontology annotation, biological process: long-chain fatty-acyl-CoA metabolic process.